This is a messenger RNA of Myzus persicae (green peach aphid), 1770 nucleotides long. RefSeq lists its product as uncharacterized. The coding region runs from base 724 to 1743 and encodes 339 amino acids. The transcript has 5 exons. The record is from RefSeq and is a predicted model, not a curated record. NCBI's taxonomy places the organism in Eukaryota, Metazoa, Arthropoda, Insecta, Hemiptera, Aphididae.
AGUGAUACAAUUAUUUUGAAGUUAAACUUGAAAGGGGGCCUACUAAGUGUAUGGAGUCCCGGGGCCCAAUUGAUCCUUAAUCCGGGCUUGACACUAACGACACUAUGAACUAUGAACUGCUGCAGUGAUACUUAUGUUAUAUAUAAUUAAAUAAUUAUUGAGAUGAUAAUUAAGAUUUAAGAGUAUUAUUAUACAACAGUAUUGUCGGAUAUGUAAUAUAAUAUAAUAAUAAGCAUAUAACGAUACGAUCGUACAUUAGUGUUAUCAGGCGUAAUAUAAAUCAACGACUAAAACUGUGUAUACCGGGUACAGCCGGACACGGCGGACAGUCACCAGAAAUAUAUUGGUACCAUAUGGUAUAUAUAGUAUUAUAAAAAUGUAUAAUCAGCAUCUUCUGAAGGCUGAACUACGGUCUGAAUUUACUUAUACACUACAUGAUAUUAUAGGGUGUUUCAAUACAAUGAAUAUAUCACAUUCACUACUCUAAUUGAUUUAGACUAUUAUAUGAUAAGUAUGUAUACAGUAACAGUAUAUAAGGAUGUUUGUCUUUUUGUGACAAACAUUUCUGUAGUUAUAUGCUUAGUAUAACAGUAACGAUGUGCGCGUAAGCUAGACAUAUUAUAUAAGUCACUGUUAUAUUAUUAUCAUUUCGUCAUAAUUUAAAUUCAAAAUUUCUCACUAAACGUUUGUUUUAUUACGUACUUUUCGUAUUUUUACCGUAAAAUGGAUCCAUCAAAAAAUAAAAAACUAUAUAAUUCAAGGAAGCCAUCAAAAAAAAAAAAUCUGAGUUCUCGAAUGAAGGAGCUCUUGGGAAUUCGGAACAAAAACAAGCACAACCCCGAAGUAAUCGAACGUAUUGUGCAGGAACCAUUUUUCUUAGGAGUUGAUAAUCAACCACCGUGUUCGUCAAAGGAAACGAUCAGGCACAACCCCGAAUCAAUCAAAUCUGCUGUGGAACCAUUUUUCUUAGGAGCUGAUAAUCAACCACCAUGUUCGUCAAAGGAAACGAUCAGUAAAAUAACCAACUCGAGAGACAAUGGAAUUAAUGAUUGGGGAGUUGAAGAAACCUUACAUGAAUUGGUAACUGAACAAUCUACAUAUAGUAAUCAAUAUAUUGAGUAUGAAAGCUCCGGUAGACGAAUAGUAGAUAUCAAUUACGUUUUUCAUCAAAUUAAAAAUAGUGAUCACAAAGGGCCAUUUGGUUGUUCAUUUUUAAACAUGACGUUCAUUUCUGAAAAAAAACAUGGAUUAAGAUCAACUUUUAAGUUUAAAUGUGGUGUUUGUAAUAUUAUAAUGUUUAUUGACUCGGAAAAAUCGAAACCGGAAAAUUAUUUACCGAUUAACGAAGCUGCCGUUAGUGGAUCGAUAUCAGCUGGAAUUGGAUUUACGCAAUUGUCUGAAUUGUGUGCGACAAUGGAUAUUCCAUGUAUGGCGUCCUGUACUUAUAUACUAGUUCAAAAAUUUAUCAGCAAAAAAAUUCACGAUGUCGCAGAAGCACAAAUGAAAAUUGCCGGCGAAGAAGAACGUCGUUUAGCAAUAGAAGCAGGAUCAGUAGAUAUUGACGGAAUUCCUAUGUGCACGGUUGUCGCUGACGAACAAUGGUCUAAGCGCAGUUACAAAACUAAAUAUGAUGCAUUGUCUGGAGUGGCAACAAUAAUUGGUUACAGGUCGAGGAAAAUUUUGUUUGUGGGGAUUAGAAAUAGGUUUUGUGUAAUUUGCCAGAGGGCAAAAAAUAAAAAAUAAAAUCCACCUGAACAUACAUGUUUUUUA